UGAAGUGUGAAAAGGACUGUCUGUCCUCCUCACCACAGGACAGGGAGGAAGGGAGGGAGUCCCAAACAACGAGUCACACUUUAAGUGGACGGCAGAACAAUAAACAGAUACUUGCUGUUAUUUUGAUGAUCUUUGCCGCAAGGACAAUGCAGUAAACUCCUGCCGUCGAUCCAGGAAACCCGUCGCCUGGAUUCAUUCAAUUAUUACUGCUGUUUCCACGACUUGACUCAUGGACAUGGGCCAGCAACAGCAGUUCUUCCCAAUAUAACGUUAAGAGCUGUUGCUAGUUUUUGUUUUAAUUUUUGCCUCCUGCUUCGGGUUAAGAAAACUUUGCACUUUCGUAUUUUUUGGCUUUGAUACGUUUUUUAAUACAUUAUCAAAGUUUUAUUUUACUAGCAUUUCCUUAUUUUAUUUUAUUGCCGACAACGUAACGUUACUGCAGUGUUAAUGUAAACAGACUAGAGUCUCGCGUGCAUAAUGUAUUUCGACUUUGAUAAAAGAAAAUGGGAAAACGUUUAGUUUGAACAUUUUCAUACUGCUGUCGCUAGUUUAUUGUGGGUUUAUUUAAACCAUUUUUAAGCUCAGUGAUUCUAAACAAACACAAACGAACAGAAAACAUUGUGACUGAGGUUCUCCAGCCACGCGCGUGGAAAUCCACCGGACUGGAGCCUUUACCUGGACGUUACCGUGAACUGUUGUAUCGAGCAUGGAGACGGAUUCAGUAACCAUUGGCGACGUGGACUCAGUUCAGGGAGGCAUGUUCUCUUUGGACCCAGUGGUCGACGAGAUUUUGAUGGACUCGUUUUGCCAACAGCAGGGAUGGGUGCGGGUGUACGAUGUGAAGGGGCCGGCAAGCCACCACUUCUCCUGCGGCCAGUCGCCUUUCACGGAGCCCUGCGUUUGGGAGAGGAAGUACUGCAUCCUGACCGAUAGCCAGCUCAUCCUGCUCAACAAGGAGGAAGAGAAGCCAUCUGAGGUCCAUGAAAGCCCCACAUCAUCCUCAUCAAAGGGCCGCAGCCUGAGAAGGACAGUCAGUGUGCCCUCUGAAGGGCAGUUCCCUGAGUUUCCACCAGAGGGAACCUCCAUGUUAGCAGAAGCGUCUGCGGAGCGCUCUCCCAGGCGGAGGAGCAUAUCAGGGCUGAGCAGCUCGGAGAAGAACAUUUCCAUGGAUGGCCCCAACUCGUCACCCUUCAAAGUGCCUGGCUUUUUAAGUAAACGACUGAAAGGAUCCAUCAAAAGGACUAAGAGUCAGACCAAGCUGGACCGCAACACAAGUUUUAGACUCCCAUCACUACGACCAACGGAAAAUGACAGGUCACGAGGCCUGCCCAAAUUGAAGGAGUCCAGCUCCCAUGAAUCUUUGCUGAGUCCAGGCAGUGCUGUUGAAGCUUUGGAUUUGAGUAUGGAGGAGGACGUCUACAUCAAACCUUUACACAGCAGUAUUCUAGGACAAGACUUCUGCUUUGAGGUGGCGUACUCAGGUGGUAGUAAGUGCUUCAGCUGCUCAUCUGCUGCUGAACGGGACAAAUGGAUGGAGAACCUCAAGAGAACUGUGCAGCCUAAUAAGGACAACUGCCGGCGGGCGGAAAACGUCCUCCGCCUGUGGAUCAUCGAGGCCAAAGACCUGCCACCGAAAAAGAAGUAUUUCUGUGAGUUGUGUCUGGAUGACAUGCUAUACGCCCGCACCACCAGCAAAACCCGCUCUGACUGCCUGUUCUGGGGGGAACACUUUGAGUUCUCGGGCCUUCCAGCCAUGAAGAGCAUCACUGUACACAUCUACCGUGAUGUGGAUAAGAAGAAGAAAAAGGACAAAAACAACUACGUGGGUCUGGUGAACAUCCCCGUGCAGGGAGUGAUGGGAAGGCAGUUUGUGGAGAAAUGGUAUCCGAUCAGCACCCCCACCACCAGCAAAGCCAAAGGUGGAGGCCCUUCCAUCCGCAUCAAAUCUCGCUUCCAGACGGUCUCUAUCCUGCCCAUGGAGCAGUACAAGGAGUUUGCGGAGUUUGUGACCAAUAACUAUACCAUGUUGUGCUCUGUGUUGGAGCCAGUCAUCAGCGUGAAAAACAAAGAGGAGAUGGCCAGCGCGCUCGUGCACAUACUGCAGAGCACGGGACGGGCGAAGGACUUCCUGACGGAUCUGGUGAUGUCAGAGGUGGAUCGCUGCGCUGACCAUGAGGUGCUGAUCUUCAGAGAGAACACGCUAGCCACCAAAGCCAUUGAAGAAUACCUCAAAUUGGUGGGACAGAAGUACCUACAUGAUGCACUAGGAGAGUUUAUUAAAGCCCUGUAUGAGUCAGAUGAAAAUUGUGAAGUAGACCCAUCAAAGUGCUCCGGCAGUGAGCUUCCAGAGCACCAAAGUAACCUGAAGAUGUGUUGUGAGCUGGCCUUCUGCAAGAUCAUCAACUCUUACUGUGUGUUUCCACGGGAACUGAAGGAGGUGUUUGCAUCGUGGAAGCAGCAGUGUCAUGCUCGGGGGAAACAGGACAUCAGUCAGCGUCUGAUUAGUGCAUCACUCUUCCUGCGUUUCCUGUGCCCUGCCAUCAUGUCCCCAUCCCUCUUCAGUCUCAUGCAGGAAUACCCAGAUGACCGUACCUCUCGAACACUCACCCUCAUCGCCAAAGUCAUCCAGAAUCUCGCUAACUUUGCCAAAUUUGGGAACAAAGAGGAGUAUAUGGCCUUCAUGAAUGAAUUCCUGGAGCACGAAUGGGCUGGUAUGACCCGCUUUCUGCUUGAGAUCUCGAAUCUUGAGACAAUCUCCAACACCCCAGGCUUUGAGGGCUACAUCGACCUCGGCCGCGAGCUGUCAGUGCUUCACUCACUACUAUGGGAGGUGGUGUCUCAGCUGGACAAGGGUGACAAUUCCUUCCUGCAGGCGACGGUGGCCAAACUGGGGCCCCUGCCACGAAUCCUUGGCGAUAUUACCCGCUCGCUGUCCAGUCCCACCCCCAUCCAGCAGCAGCUCAGGCGCUUCCAGGACCAUAGCUCCACUCAUGACAUCAGUGGAAGUGUGUCCUCAGGACUACAGAGAAUAUUUGAAGACCCAGCAGACAGUGAAAUGAGGAGCAUCAAAUCUCCUGUCCAGGAGCACAUGGAGGCCUUAGUCCGAGGGAAGCAUCCUUUAUUGGGUCAGCAGUCCUCCACGCACAGCAUGAGCUUCUCGGACAAAGAGGAGCGAGACAGCCCUCUCCCGAACGGACGCAGCGUAUCUUUAAUGGACUUGCAGGACUCUUACCUGGCACAGGGGCAUCCGGUUCCCGAAGUCCCUCCUAGAAUAGGCCGAGUGGGCUCUCAAGCUUCCAUCGGCCCUGUACCUCCUCCACACCUCCACCAGCCCCCCGUCCAUACGAAAGUUCCCCAGUUGAGGGACAAUUUGCCCCAGAGUGCCCCGCAGGUGCGUCGACCUAUCCACCCCUCCCUCAGCCAGCAGCGCAGCCUACAACCAUUGUCUUUCCAAAACCCUGUUUACCACCUCAGCAACCUGCACGCACAGUCCACACACUCGACCCAGUCCACGCACUCCGCCCAGUCCCGGCAGCCGGACUCCAGCUCGGAGAACCUCAGCACGGGCAGUUCUCGGAGCGCCAGCCCCAGCGCAUCAGGUGUGCGCGGAGCCACUCCUAGAGCCCGGAUGCCGUCCACCAGCAGCGUGGAGGAGGAACUGAGCCGCAAAAGCAUACAGGGACAGGAGACACCUCCUCCCACGGCACGCUGGCACCCGCCCCUGGCAGACCAGCAUUCGGGAGCCCAGGUGGUGGCUGUACCAAGGCAGAGCAGCGCAGGUACUGCGCAUAUCGUGAAGGUGGAGCAACAGAGUCGAGGAGUAGGGCUUGUUUCAGUAAACCCAGGGGCACGAACCCCAAGGUCGCUCCCUCACAGUACUUCCCUCCGUAGUAGCAGCAGCGUCAACACAGAACCCAUGCAACCGAGCGGUGAGAGAUCCAGGCAGCAGUCCACUUGCUCCAAAGAAAGCUCGGUACCAGGAGGGCGAGGCAACAAACAGGUCCAAUCACCUGUAGAGUCAGUCACCAUGUCUCCAGUGGAGCGAACUGCCGCAUGGAUCCUGAAUAACGGCCAGUAUGAAGAUGAGGAAGAGGAAGGUCCGAGCAAAGACGAUUCCAAACAUGUAGAGAAGUACGAACAGGAAAUCUCAAAGCUGAAGGAGCGUCUGCGAACAUCUAGUCGACGACUAGAGGAGUAUGAGAGACGGCUACUGGCACAGGAACAGCAGAUGCAGAAGCUGCUCUUAGAAUACAAAGCUCGAUUGGAGGACAGCGAGGACCGUCUGCGCAGACAGCAGGAAGAGAAAGACAGCCAGAUGAAGAGUAUUAUCUGCAGGCUGAUGGCCGUGGAAGAAGAACUGAAGAGAGACCAUGCGGAGAUGCAGGCGGUCAUAGAUGCCAAACAGAAGAUCAUUGAUGCACAGGAGAAGAGGAUCAGCUCCCUGGAUGCAGCUAACUCUCGGUUGAUGGGUGCCCUCACUCAGGUGAAAGAGCGAUACAGCAUGCACAACCUCCGCAAUGGUCUGUCGCCCACCAACCCCACCAAGCUCUCCAUCACUGAGAACGGAGAGUUUAAGAACAGUAGCUGCUGAUUGGUGCUUAUGGACUUGAUGAUCCGUGCCGAUUGGUGCUCCAAGGCAGAUCACCGGCACCAAUCGGUCGAGUUCAACUGGAACAGAGUACCCAGACUACAUGCCUAAAAACUGACUGACUACUGUAUAAAUGCGAUUACAAGGAAUGUCUGGUUAUAAUUGUAUAUAAAACAUUAUCUAAUAUUGGUUAUGUACAGAAAUGCUACUGCAGAGGAGAGUUUUGAAAUUGCGUUGGAGAGUUAAAUGUAGCAUUGGAUCCGAGUCAGCGAGUUGUUUUUUUUUUUUUUUUUUUUUUUUAAAUACUGAUUUACGCAUAAAUGCUGAUUUAAGAUUGCAAAAAGAUUUUUAAUAAUUGCCUAAAAUAUAUGAAGGAGAUGUACAUAUCUUGAAAUAGAAUUGUUUUAAAAGAAAAUAUGAAGAAAAGCACAUAGGUAUCAGCCGUAAAUGUAUGCAAGUUGCAGAAUCUGACAGGCAGAUAUAGAUGAAAGGCAAUUUUAUGCACUCAGUGUUCUAACACAAAUUUCUAUUUUUUUUUUAAUUUUUUUUUUAUUAUCAUUAUUUUAUGUUAUCAUCUUACAAAAGGUUGUUACAGCUGAUUUUAAGGCGACUAACUAACUGAAAGGACACGGUUAAAGCAGUCAAAGUUCAAUUGCAAAAUUAAAAAAUCUUGAAAAUGAAAUUCAAGAUAAGUAUGUGUUCAUUAAUGUAACUAAAAAGACGUCCGAAGCAGUGGGUUUAAUAAAAUAAAACAUUGUUCUGAAUUAACCGUUUUAUUUUGUCAGAUAUGUAGGCUAUUUGACAGUCACUCAACCUAACUUAACUUUUUCGUUGUUUUUUUGCCCUGUGUAUCUGACCAGAGUGCUGUGAAACCACCAAUCUUCAGUCUCACUGCCCUCUUGUUCUAGACAGCCUCACUGCCCUCCUUCUGAUCCUGUCUAUUGUUUGUUGGUUACCUUUAUUGAAAGUCAUUGUUUUUCCACUGUGUUCUCACUGUCCAUAUGAGCAUCAAAGCCUUUAACCUUUUUGUGGCACAUAACUCCUCAAUGUUUGCUGUUCUCGUAGCGAUGUAUUUGAUGGUCAGUCUCAAAGUUGAAAGCUGAGCAUUGAAUAAAGAUGAUUGUGGCCUCAUUGA
Messenger RNA from Pimephales promelas (fathead minnow), 5723 nucleotides. It is a transcript of the gene rasal2, whose product is annotated as RAS protein activator like 2. Gene Ontology annotation, biological process: regulation of GTPase activity. NCBI's taxonomy places the organism in Eukaryota, Metazoa, Chordata, Actinopteri, Cypriniformes, Leuciscidae. The record is from RefSeq and is a predicted model, not a curated record.